AACAGGUAGAGAGGGUGCGACAGUUUGCACACGAGUGUGGUCUCGAUGUCCCGCGGUCUGGUGCGAUGAGUGGCGAGGCAGAGCGUUCUGCACAGGGCGUGGGCGAGGGAGAGGAUACUGAGCGUUAUGCGGAGGGAGGUGUUGCGAGAUAUGGGGAGGGUGCGGGUGCUGGGGAGGAGGACGAGGCAGACGUUGACCUAGAGGUUGGCGUGGCUGAGGGAGAGCGGACACCGAGGGGAGACGGGGGCGUGCCGAAGUCCGAUCCGAUGGCUCGUCACAGGGCAGUGGACUGGGAGCGGAAGUGCGAGAAGAAGCCCGUCCCGCCCAAGAUGACAUGCACGCCGAGUUCUUCGAAGAGUGCUGUUCCUGAUAGAGCAUGCACGCCGGGUUCUUCGAAGAGGAAGGAGGGGGGUGCAUAUGUUUCUGCCACCAAUGCAGGGAAGAGGCUGCGGCAACAGAAAAUGACGGACACUUAUGGUGGCGAGUGGAUUGGUCAGUGGAGGAAGGCAUUCUUUCACUGGGUGCAUUUCAGCGGGAUUGCCUUCAAUGCCUUCCACAACACGCCGUACCGGGACCUCCAGCAGGUUGCUCUUCGGCAACCUGGUGGAGCACCUCUUCCCGUGCUUCCAUCCCACAGCGAGAUCGCAAGCAUGCGAGCUGUGGAGAUCCACCGCGAGGAGUUGGCGGAGGAAGCAGCGAGACAUGGAUAUGAUGGGGGGCGAGGAGCUUUGGGGAUCUUUCGGGGCACGAAGGAGAGAUCACCCACUACCGAGCGGGAGGAUACACAUCCUCGCACGACCUUGCGGGAGGAGACGCCUGCCCCCAUGACUGCGAGUGAGGAGCCGGGUCCUACCACGACAGCGUGGGAGCGGACGACUGUUUCGCCGACCGCGCAGGAGCAGACGCCUGCUCCCACGACCACGCAAGAGCAGACGAGUAUUCCCGCGACGCAGUCCGCACCCUCGUCGCAGUCGCCUCUUUCGCGUCAUUCUAUCCCAGCAUCCGCUCCGACCGCUCCCGUUCGACAUGACGAGCGCUCACCUGCACUAGUUGGGAUGGAGGACUUGGGAUCCUCGUUGCGCAUCCGCGGGCAUGGAUCAUUGUUUAGCGUAGGCCAUCAGCUUGUUUUGGACCCUCGUGCAUCGAGCGACUUGGGGGAGAUGGGUGUUCAUAGCGGGGCACCACCGGUGGAGGAGAGGGAGAGACGAGCGGAGGAGCACGGAGCCGCCGGAGCGGGCGGAGUUGAGGGUAUUCGGGGUAUGGAGGACGAGGUAGCUGGAGCAGUGGGGGGCGUGGUGGAGGUAGAUGAUGGUGCGCACGUCGAGAGAGAGGAGGCCAUGGCGAGGGUUGAUGAUGGUGAGCAGGUUGAGGGAGUGGAGGGUGUGCUGCCAUCGGAGGUUGAGAGGGAGCACGACGUGGCGAGGACGCAGGUCGAGAGAGAGGAGGGCGUGGCAGGGGUAGAUGAUGGUGAUGCCCAGGUUGAGAUGGAGGAGGAUGUGGUGAGGGCAGAUGCUGCUGCGUUCGUUGGGGGAGAGGAGGGUGUGGUAGGGGGGGACGUCCCCCAUGGUAGAGGAGAGGGAGGCGACGACCUUGACCCGAUCGUCCAGCGUUUCGUCGAUGACGAGAUAGGUCCCGCACUAAGGGGGGCGUCAGGGUUGGGGAUGGGGGAUUUAAUGGACAUGUCUGUGGGGGAUCCUCCCAGCGCUAGUCACGCAGACAGAGAGGAUGUGGCGCGUGCCCUAGCGGCCGCUGGGCACUCCACAGAGGAGAUCGAGCAGGCAUUUGCAGGAUGCUCCGGGAGAGAGACAGACACGCUUCAGCAGGGGUGCGAGGAGGUAGUAGAGCAGCCACAGGCGGAGAGUGAGGAUGCACCCAAUGCAGAUAUCCCCGGAGGUAGCGGUUCAUUGGUACCAUUCACGGGCAUGCAGAUGACGACGACAAUGCGGCCAGUUCGACCGUGUGUGCAGGGGUCAGAUCCUGGGGAGAUGGCAUUUGUUCAGGUACCACCGCUCAUAGUCGUGGAUUUAGGAUCUGGGCCAACGCUUCAUACACCGGUUACUGGGCGGCGAGCUCCUCAGGAUACAACUCGCCCAUUGGAUUUCGCGGAGCUCGCACGGGUUGCUGUGUGUGACGUGACACGGCAGGAGGACACCGACCCUAGCAAACCACUUAUGUCGCCUCCUCCUCCAAGAUUACGUCACAGUGAUUCCCCCUCGACACCAGUCGGUCGCCCCCCCCGUUCACCAUCCACGCCCACCAGACCCAGGGUUCGUGACACGACGGUCGUAGGGAGCCUCCCUCUUGACACGUCACUAUUCGGGAGGACGGAUAUCGACAUGGAGUCCGUGCGUCGGGUCACAGUGCACACUAUACGACAGCAGCCAGGUUUGGGUUGGGCAGACACCGGGAGGGGUGCGCCGAGGGAGGUCAUGGCGGCCGUAUCUCAGCCGCGAGAUGUUUGUGGGGUUGGACAGGCCGGUCGUACCUUGCAGCCCGCUUUGGCAGCAGCAGCACGUGCUGUGCGUGACCAGACUUCGCGCAGGAGCGGAGUAGCUCGUCCGCAUCCCAUGCCUGCCACGGGGGGUGCCGCAUUGGAGGAGUCUUCUGGAGCCGAGGGGUUGGGGAUGCCGCGCGGUUCUUGUCGUGAGAAGACAGUCGUAGAGGUGACUCAGGUGAGUGCUAGGCUUGUUCGGGUGAGGACGGGGGCUGACCCUGUGACCGUGGUGGAGGACAAUCCCGAGAUGGAGCCUGCAUGUGAGGAGGCCGCACAGGAGGGUGACGAGUACAGGGACGAUGAGGAGCGUGAGGAGGAGGAAAGCAACAGCGGGGAUGAUGACAGCUACCACGACGACGACGACGAGCCCUCCCCUCCACCGCGACAUGGUUCUUGUAGACGACGUGGCUCUCGUAGACGACACAAUGACGUCGACGACCCGUUCCCUCUAGGGCGGCGGGAGACGAGGAGUCGGAGGAGGCAAGGGUCAUCCGUUGCGACAGCGCUGGGGCUUUCAUCGACACGCAACACGAGUGGGGCGAGGCAGAGAGGCAGUGGUAAGGGGAAGGGAUGUCGACGGUAUUGACAGUUUAUUUCCCCUUCCAUGACGCCUUUAUGUUGUUUGUGCUCAGUGUUCUGACGUUUUUGUAUAUUGUUUAGGAUGAC
Molecule: messenger RNA, 3160 nt
Organism: Chara braunii
Lineage: Eukaryota; Viridiplantae; Streptophyta; Charophyceae; Charales; Characeae
Source: the annotation of a GenBank genome assembly